AACACUCUCUUGGGAAACUGCAGAGAUGGCAGCUGUUUGGAUGCUCGUCUGUGUGCUGACUGUUUGUCUGGCCAGAGAUCUGUCUGCCAAUGAGAUCUCCUUAAAGAAAGCCUUUGCACCUCUCCAGUCGAUGGAGUCCAUGUUAGACCGAGAUGCUAGAGAAGUACAACUGGAAACCAAUGACGUGGAAGCUGAGGCGUCUGGUCACCAGAAUCCUGAACAAAAGCCCCAGAGCGUCAACGAGACAACAAAUGUCCAGAACCAGGUCGUAACCAGGGACAACGGCACGACGGGGGGCAUCCAGAACCGGGUCGUCAUUAGGGGAAAUUCCACUGCGGGGCGUGACCUAAAAUGGGUCAUCAUAGGAGGCGACUCCACAACUGAGGACGUCCAGAACCGGGUCGUCAUUAGAGGAAACGCCACGGCGGGGGACGUCCAGAACUUGGUCAUCAUUAAGGACAAAGCCAAGACGGGGGGCGUCCAGAACCUGAUCGUCAUUAGUGAAACCGCCACAGCAGAGGCUGUCCAGAACCGGGUCGUCAUUAGGGGAGUGGCCAAGGAGGGGGACGUCCAGAAAUGGGUCGUCAUUGGGGUAGACUCCACGACUGGGGACGUCCAGAACCGGUUUGUCAUUUGGGGCGAAGCAACGACGGGGGGCGUCCAGCAGAACAACGGCUCGACGGGGGGCGUCCAGCAGAACAACGGCACGACGGGGGGCGUCCAGCAUGAGCACAAAGUACUCCUGGAUACCCAUGAAGUAGACGAGCCGUUGUUGAACGGGACGAUGAGCGAAGAGGAAAAGUUCAACGGGACGACGAGCGAAGAGGAAAAGUUCAACGACACGAUCAAUACAUAUAGAUUAAUCUCGUAUUUUUUGAGUGCCUUGAAGAGCUCGAUAUCUGAGAUGUUAUCUUAGCAGCAAUAUAAUAAAGCGUGUAUACAUUUCUUGAAUAA
This is a messenger RNA of Trematomus bernacchii (emerald rockcod), 954 nucleotides long. RefSeq lists its product as uncharacterized. The record is from RefSeq and is a predicted model, not a curated record. The coding region runs from base 26 to 916 and encodes 296 amino acids. The transcript is spliced from 5 exons. NCBI's taxonomy places the organism in Eukaryota, Metazoa, Chordata, Actinopteri, Perciformes, Nototheniidae.